CCUUCCGCCCUUCCUUUCUCUUCCACUUGCAGGGGGUUUGGAUUCCCACCUUUGGCUCCUUUGACACCGUCUCCAAAGACAUCCGGACCGAGGAUGGGACCGUGACUCUGCGGUGGCCCGUGUUUCACCUGGCCUCAAACCUCAUAGCCACGCACCACCUCAAGCCCCGCAGGGAGUCCCUGCCAGUCCUUAGGAAGAUGGAGCCCAUGAAAUACAGCAAGGCGGCCGCAGCUGCCUCUCUGAGCUGGGCGACACUCAGGACUGGCAUCCAGAGCACCGUGGCCCUGCUCUCUGGCUGCCUGCAGAAUGGGGAGAACGUUGCCGUUGUCCUAAAGGACAUCGGCGUGCUCCUCAUAGACGGACUGACCUUCCAAAUGAAAUUCUUCUUUGACUUCCUGGAGCAGCUGUCAGGGAAAGAGAAAUUCAGAAGAGCUACUUUCAAGGCCCCCUGGCUGCUGAACGUGGUGGUGUCUCGGGUGGCACCGGUGGCCUCCCUGGUGCACUCUGGCUGCCUUGUCGUCUUUCCCACGUUUCAAAUGGAGUUUGCACCCAGACCACCACCCGCAAUACGCCGCAAGUCUUCAGGAAGCAUCUCUGGUCAGGAGACGCCAAAGAAAGAAGCCACUUUGCCACCUCUUGACCAGGGCAAGAAAGUGAGAUUUGCUGGCCGUCCAACCUUCAUCAAGCGGUUGAGCGCAGACAGCAUUGAUGGAGGACACUUCAGACGGAUAAGGAGCUUACUGCUGAAGGAGAGCUCCACGUCCAGUCUGCUGCCAGCGAUCCAGAGAGUGCCUGUAGCCCAAGAGCAGCCGGUGAGCUGCCAGCUGCAGAGGGAGGCAGGAACAUCAAGCCAACAAGACCUGCGCCGAACACUGGGAACCAAACACGUGAGCUUCCUUGAUGAAGAACUGGGGGCAGAAAAAGCUCACUGUGAUGGUGCGGCGCGAAUAUUGCAGACAGCCAAGGCCUCACCCCAUCAGAUCACCUUGAGGCCAACAACACCUUUGCGAAGAGAUUCAAUAUCUUCCUCAAGGGCUGAGUCUGCGGAGCCUCAAGGCAGACCAUCCAGGCUCCCACUGGCAUGCGACUCAGUGAAACUUCUCCGCAAGAGGGCAAGGAAGACCAGGCCCGUGCAGGAAACACCAGAGCACAUGGCAGCGCCACCACUUCGUGGUGCGUGCAGCCUGCCUGAGGAGUCUUCCAGCAACCGCUCUGGAUCGCUGCCACCCAUAAACGAAGAAAAGGGGUCUCCCAGAUGUCAGUCUCCGAAGACCAAAGCCCCACCCCGCAGGAAGGGCACACCCUACCCACACUGAUGUGGGCAUGGGGUGCCCAGGACAGGCAGAACUCAACUGGAGGCUGCAAAACAGAUGCAUGAAUCCCAUCUGCAUCAUAUCCAAUACAAAACCAGGCUG
This is a messenger RNA of Meleagris gallopavo (turkey), 1415 nucleotides long. NCBI's taxonomy places the organism in Eukaryota, Metazoa, Chordata, Aves, Galliformes, Phasianidae. The record is from RefSeq and is a predicted model, not a curated record.